Mixia osmundae IAM 14324 is the source of this 2520-nucleotide messenger RNA. RefSeq lists its product as uncharacterized. The transcript has 3 exons. The coding region runs from base 1 to 2520 and encodes 839 amino acids. Lineage: Eukaryota; Fungi; Basidiomycota; Mixiomycetes; Mixiales; Mixiaceae. The record is from RefSeq and is a predicted model, not a curated record.
AUGCCGCGCAAAGCUACUGCUACUGCGCAGCCCCCUCUGCAACAACAAAAUGGGAGACCUACUCGCGCUCAUGCAGCAGCUACAGCGACAGCAGCUGCACCCGCUACUCCUGCCUCAAAGCGCGAGUCGUCACCUCGCAUUCGACAGUCACCCGCUGCCAAGCUAGAGAAGCAGCAACAAGAGACAGGACAGACCAAACAUGAGCCCAGAGUCCCUUCAGAUCCAUUUCUGAACCAUGACGAUGCCCCCAAACGGCAAAAGGGCUUACGGUCUCAGCAUGAACUGCCAGUCGAGAAUGUACCAAACGGCCAUACGCUACCCGAAAGACGAUCCACUCGGCAACGCGCUCAGAAAGCACCAUCUCAUCGACGCGCGCGACGAGGCCACUCUGAGCAUACCCGCGCAGCCAUCGAAGAGGCAAACGAGAUUGCCAUUGAUACGGAUGCCACAGUCGAGGACGAUGGUGCAGACAUGUCAGAUCUCGAUCUCGCAGAGGCAGAUGACGACGACGAAGGUCCGGCUGACAUUGGCGAUGAUGACGACGAUCUAGAGCUCGAGGAAGAACAAAUGAUCAUCGCAGAAGUAGAAGAAAGGCAACAAAGGCACUCCCGUCGCUCAUCUCGCAAGCUGUCACCCUCCCACUCAGACUCAAAGCACUCUGCUUCGAGCUCCAAAGUGAGUCGAGCCAAGCCAGAUCUCCAUGCACAGCCCGAGCAGGACGAAGACGAUGAGAUCAUUAUCGAAGUCGCCGAGUUCCCUAUUGAAGCUGUCAGAAGUCCGGUGACUUGGUCCGACAGUGGGGAUGAUGACAUCGAUAUAGAAGAGCUCGAGGAGCUCUUUGCGCUCGCCGACGGCGAGAAAGAAGCCGAAUUUCUUGACGGCAUGUGGUAUGCCGACAUGAGCGAUGCGGACGAUGACGAGGACGAUAGUGAUAGUCAAGAAGCCGAUUCGGACGGCAGCAGCAGCCUCGUCGACGAGCAAGAUAUCUGGGACGCUCGUCAUUGGAACGCUGGCGUGUCAGAAGGAACCUUAUCGGAUGGCGACUUUGGAUCCGAUGACAUAGACAUUGACGACGAAGACGAUGGAGGCAACACGACAGACUCUCUCGACGAUUCAGACCAUGUCGGUCUGGUACGCUUUGGCAUAGAAGUAGACGAAGACGAGCUGGAUGCCAUCAAGGCGUUUGCAUCGCUUGCUGACGUACAAGCGCCUACCUCUGCAGAGGUCACCGCUGGCCUUCAUCGCAAAGGCUUUCGCGUGGCGAUGUCAAAAGACGCAGAUACGACGUUUGCUGUCGUCGACGAGCGUACUGCUGCCAAACUCAUGCGGGGCCUGCCCGUAACCAUCGCAGUGCCCAAUACGAACAGUCGCAAGAGUAGGCGGAAAAGCCAGCGACAAGCAGGCAUGCGUACUCCAAGAGCAAACGGAAGAGCAAGCGUACCUUCGCAUCUUAUUACUUCCUCUUCGUCUGCUUCGCCUGAGCUCGUGCCGCAAUCUUCGCCUCGUGCGCCCGAGAUGGGCAACUUCGAGGCGCCGCCAGCAGACGGCAGUAGGACUGUUGCCAUCAUCGACAACUCAUCCAAGCUUGUCCCUUCGCCUUUUUCGCGCAAGGGAAGAACGCGCAAGCGCGUCUCUCGCGUCAAUUCGGGCGAAAGCGCGAGUAAGACAGAGACGGACACACCUUCAAAGAUCGUCAGCCCAGACGAGGCCUCGCGCAUGUCGCCGCCGCCCAUCAGAAUCAGUGAGGAGAUCGAACAGAUGGAUCUCGACGACGUGCUCGACAUGACGGGCUUGCAAGAGGAUGACAGCGAUUAUGAGAUAUCUGACGAUGCGUCGGAAAUCGCACAACAGUCUUCCGUUGGAGGUGGAGGUCGAGGGAGAUCUCAGUCAAUAGGCAGCACAGCUACCACCUCACACACACUUGGCGAUCUACACCGGUGGAAUCGCAUACCUAUCGGCUCAUACAGGCGCAACAUGCUCGAUGCACUUGCACCCAGCGAAGCUCAGACCUUCGUCAAAGGAUCAAAUCAAGCUUCCGCUCGGAGCUUGUUCCUGCCGGUUGGUUCUGGCACAUUGACGGUACAGCAGAAGGGCGGCAAGAACACUCGGGCACCGAGCUCGAUACUGCUGUCUCCCGUGCUCAACGCGACCGAUCAUGCACAGGCAAGAUCGGCGCGUAAAAUCAAAAGGAGCAAGGCGCGGACGAGAUCCAAGUCACACUCCAACAUGGCACCCCCGUCGAUCGAGGAGACGCCAGCCAAGAAGCAGAGACGCGAGUCCAUUGCUUCCGGCCAGUCAAGACCGCACCCUGUCACACCCUUGCCAGGCACUCGGGCCAGCAAUGGUGUCACGGGUCCACCAGCAGGCGGCGUGAGCGACCUGAUGAGCUCAUUGCCCUCACAUGGCUGCCCGCCACUCAGCUCGCCGCUCUUCUCGAGCAUGGGCCAGGUCCAGUCGACCCCGAACCAUGCGAUACCUCAUCUCAGCUUGUCAAGCGACGAUGUGGCAGGCAUGAUUUGA